AUUUUAGUAUAUUUUUCUCGACUGUUUACUCUACUGUUUUUACUUUCGGGAAGGCUUGGUAUUAUCAAUAAACGGUAAAGCUUAAUAAUAAGUGUAGUAAAAUAAUUGGAAAUUAAAUAUGGACUCUAUGGAAAUAGACGAUACAAGUGUACCUUUACCAAAGGAAUUUAACCAGCUUUAUGCAAUAUUGAAAUUCUUUUCAGAACCAGUUAGAUAUGACUCAAAAAUGCAAGAUAACAUUUCUUAUGAAAUAUUUAUCAAUAUUUGUUAUCAUUUGCCUCCAAAAGAUUUAUUGAUGUUGGCUUGUGUUUGCAAGCAUUUUAAAAAUAUGCUCGAUGGAAAUAUUCUAUCAAUAUCAUGGGAUAUUUGGAAAACAUCUAGAGAGAGAUUUACUCCUUUCAAGGAUAUGGAUCCACCAAAAGGGUUAAGUGAACAGAAGUUCUCUCGAUUAUUAAAUUUUGAAAAUGGAUGUGAAUUUUGUAAAAGUAAAGAUAAAAGAAUUCAAAUUUAUUGGGUAGCUUGUGUUAGAUCAUGUAAAGAAUGUUUACAAAAAAGAGCUAAAAGACGUCAAGAGCUCGAAGUGGAAUGGAAGAUAGAGAGUGAAGUUUUUACAGGAACUCCUCAUAUAGUUCCAUGUCCAGAUGAUGAUGGACAGACUCAAUAUUAUUGGGUUCCUCAUAUAACGUCAUCACAAAGUAAUUUCUUGGGUGUAAAUAUUUUAAAACGUGGGGAGUGGACUGUUAAGAAAAAACAAGAGAUCCAAAAUGUUAUCGAUGAAUCUCUUGAUCGAUAUCAUUGGGCAACGAGAUGUUGGCAAGAGCAAUUAAAAGAACAGAAAGAUCAUUUACAGAACGUUAUUCGAAAGUUUUGUGAUCGAUAUACCUCUUAUACACCAGAAACCUUGUCGAAGUAUACGAUUGUAUCAGAAAUGUUAUCAAAAAUUGAGAUUAAUCCAUUUGUACAGAAAAAUUGGAGUAUAUUUCAAUUAAAUUUGAUCGAGGCUUUAAAUUCUAGACCUUUACCAAGUAACUUAAUGAAUGAUACUUUUAAUAGUUCACUACAACCAUCAAAAAUCCCUAAAAGAAGUGAACCGGUGAAUAUCAGGCCCGAUAGACAUUACAGUGAAAAUUUACCAAGGAAGGAGUUAUACGGCCCUCCAAGACAAAAGUUGAAACAUAAUAGUAGUCCAAAAUUACCACACGACUCUAAUCCAAACUCUAUGCAAAUAAUAAGAAGUAUACCUAAUUCAACCCCUUUAUGGGAAAACGUUAUGUCUCAUCCUACAAGAAACCAAUCUAACCAAUCUAAUCAAUUGGUCCGAUAUAAUAUUAAUAAUUCAACACAAGAUAGGGUAGUUUUGAACAGGCGAAAUGAAAUUGUUAAACAUCUUAAAUUAGUCGCAUUGGGAGUUAAGCAACGAAAUAAAAGAACGGCGAAAACUAUUCCUUAUACUAUCGGUAUUCAUGAUGUGCUAUUCCGAUAUCUUCCAUUUUGUUCAUCUUUUAUUAACCCUCCAGAAUCUCCAUCAAAAGAAUAUGGCGGGUAUUAUAAAAAAGAGUACAUCUAUAGCACAAUAAUUCCUCAAUUGCAGCGGGAGGCUGCCGUAUUAUCUGUAUCAAGUGGGUCAAGGAUGGAAAACACACAAUAUCAUGACAUUCUGGAUGUUCAAGGAGCAAUUAAUCAUCAUCUUGACGAGCAUCCUGUUUUCAAAUGCAGGAUGUGUCCAGAUUUUAACCCUAGUGUUAUAAGGAAAAUGAAGAAUCAUUUGAGAGAAAUUCACGCUCUUCUCUCAGAGAAAGAUCUUUCAAAGUUGUACGUUGAUCCGGAUGCUGUAAUCAAUUUUCUUCAUUUUGCUUUUGUUCCGGAAUUAAAUUUUUUACGUUAAGGGAUCUUAUAUAACUAGGCAGAUAUUUUUUUGUGAAAGCAAUUAUUUUUUUAGCUUAUAAUUAUAAUGUGCUUAGGGAUUAAAGUCUAUAAUAUAAUUUACAAUAAACAUUGGAAAGUUGGAAUGUUUGGAAUUUAUACAAAAUAGCAUCUCAUUGAUUUAUUUGUACUUACUGCAGUAAUAAAUAUACUCAGUAAUAAAUUUUUUUUUAAGUUCAAGAACUUUAUUAAAG
This is a messenger RNA of Rhizophagus irregularis DAOM 181602=DAOM 197198, 2117 nucleotides long. RefSeq lists its product as uncharacterized. Gene Ontology annotation, molecular function: protein binding. Lineage: Eukaryota; Fungi; Glomeromycota; Glomeromycetes; Glomerales; Glomeraceae. The record is from RefSeq and is a predicted model, not a curated record.